Molecule: messenger RNA, 657 nt
Organism: Penicillium hordei
Lineage: Eukaryota; Fungi; Ascomycota; Eurotiomycetes; Eurotiales; Aspergillaceae
Product: zinc finger BED domain-containing protein
Exons: 2
Coding region: 1-657 (218 amino acids)
Source: RefSeq, a predicted model, not a curated record
AUGCCGCAAAGCCAGCAAAUCGGGGUUGGUUCAUCUCAGUCUAGUAUAUUCGACUCUGAGGCCGACGACUUGUUACUUGUUACCCCGUCUGCCUCUCAGCAGGCAUUCAAUAGCUUUGACUCAUCAUUUGCUCAGCCCUCUGUCCCUUCAUACAUCGCUCCGCAUCCUAUCGAACCCUUCCCUCUCGAACGCUUCCAACGUGUCGGUCCUGGUAAAAGAGGCCAGUACUUUCUUUACGACGUGAUGAGUUAUAGAGAUUGGGUCAAUUGGUGGUUACAGACUGACUAUGGAUCUAACAGCAAGAUUAAUUGGGACUCGCAUGGUCGCGCGAAGAUCUGGAAGGAAUUCGAACAGGUAGCGCAUACUGUUCAUGAUACUGCAAAGGUGAUGUGCAAGAAUUGCGGUGUAAUUCUUGAGCACCCUUCAGCUACCAAGAACUCGAAGCACGGUCGUCAUGGUACGACGACGAUGAUUCGAUAUGUGACUACUUCUGCCUGUAAAAGGGCCGGUGAUGCUAACAGUCAACCUUUCUCACAAGAGGCCUGGGAUAAUGAACUCCUACGAUUCAUUACUAUCAACGGGCUCCGUUUAAUCUCGUCGAGAAUCCAACCUUCCAUCGCGUCAUUUCCAAAACCCAAUCCGCUCCAAGCCCUCUGA